ACAUUUUAUCGGAGGCAAGUGACGCACACUUUGGCACACGACUGGCGUACGAACUUAUCUACAUUCGAAUUCUCGUAUAAUUUUACAGUGAUUGUUUUUGUGUGGUAAAUGAUAACAUAUACCAACAUGGCAGCGACGACUCUGGGAUUUAUUCCUUUGCAGCUUAUACAGACAAGUACCUUGCAGCAAUUCGGACACUUUGAAACGAAAGGGUUGGCUGCAAGCGGAACUUACGUUGUAGUGAAGACGCCAACAGUGGCGCAACAGCUGCAGUUGACAAAAUCACUGAAAGAACUGCAGACGGGAAGGAAAGAAAUAAACAACAACGAAAAUGCCAAUGGUAAACCAGUGCUUCUGCGAUGCAAACGAAGAGUUGACUUCACCGAUCUGGGCUGCAAGCUGGUCGAUUCCCACAGCCCGUCCGUUUCCAGGAGAAAUGAGCGGGAACGGAAGCGCGUGAAAAUGGUGAACAUGGGUUUUGAGACACUGAGGCAGCAUGUACCGUUCGGGAAGAAAAACAAGAAGAUGAGCAAGGUGGAGACUCUGCGAUCGGCAGUUCAGUACAUUAAGCAGUUACAAGAGAUGCUUGACGAACACGACGGAAGCGUCAGCGACCUGAUACCUAGUGAUGUAGAUAUGGACGCCCUGGAGAUCAAAGUCAACGAAAUGAUUCAGAAAUCAAAUGACAGCAAUAACAAUGCGAAUGACAUUGAAAACAGCAUUAAAAACAUGAACAGCAGUGUAAACAUGAGCUCCAGUGAUCAAAUGACUAUGAGCACUAUGAAUAACAACAUAAACUGUAUUAACGACGCUUUGGCUGUAUGCGACAAUUUCGAAUCUCUGGGAUCGCGUUUGCAAACGACAUCUCUUUCGCAGCAGACGACUACGCCACAAUCCUCGCCGGGACUUCCGGAUUCUCCAAACCAGCUGACGUCACACCAGCAACAUUUUUUCCCGACGUACCAAACCUGCGCCGACUUGUUUUCAUCCCACUACGAGUCCGUCUCUUCGGCGGGUUCUAUGUCGUCGGCGAUGUCCUAUUCUCAGGCGUCGCCGGCGGGUUCCUUACACUCGCCGACGUCGAGCGUCGUCUCUGACUCAAGCUAUGACUCCAUCAGUCAAAACGACGAAGAUGACUUGCUGUCCGGUUUCAACUGGUUUAACUGAACCGAAGACGCUUCCGUGAGCCACAGAGACUGUUAAAAAAUAUGUUUCUCCAGCGAACCGGGCCGUGCGGUAGCAGCGUACUGACUGAAUGGGAGCCCCGUGACCAAUCGCGCCUCACAAUGCUUUGAACGCAGAGGCGUUCACCGUAAAAUUUGAGGGACUCCGAAUGAAGCGUUCCAAAGGGUUUAGCGGUCGACGCAGCGAGGCAGACGACAUUGUUGGAAAAGCAAUUUUGGUCGUCUUAGAGACGGAUUGAGCAAUAACAUAUCGUUGGAAACUUUUGUUCUGCAGGAAUUUUAAAUACAUUUAUUGUAUUAUGGAAUGUUGUUACGGGGUUUGUUUGAUUUUUGUUGUUGUUUUUUAUCGCGAAGGACUGACCUAGUUUCGGCUAAAACGAUUAUGUGUGUUCGCGUAUUUUUGUACUACAAAAUAUUUAUUUAUUUAUGAACAUUAUUUAAUGUUAGAUGAAUAUAAUAUCUUUGGCGAAAGAACAAAAGGGUCGUUUGUAAAUAGAGUGUUACUUAGUUUGUAUACUACACAAAAAUCGCUAAUAUGGUUUCUGCGUUUUCAUGUGAGUGCAAUCUAUAUGUGUUCAUAAACGUGUGUUCAUUCCGAUUUUAAGAAAUUAUCCUGCGAUGCGUACAUUCCUUUCGUACCCAUUUCAUUUAUCUCGUUAUGGCGGAUUUAGAGUAUUAUAAUGUUACUUAAAGACCCGCAGUUGUACUUCAGACAUUCCAUUUGAGCCUCACUCUGUGAACAGGGGGUUUAAUGCAUGUGCGUCAAAUGUCGUCCCAUAUUAGCCCGUGUAGUCCACACAGGCUUAUCAGGGACGACAAUUUCCGCUUUAUGAUAGUUUCUGUUUAAAGAAAGUCUCUUCUUAGCAAAAAUCCGGUUUAGGUGGAAAGUGUCGUCUCAGAUUAGCCUGUGCAGACUGCACAGGCUAAUCGGGACGGCACUUUCCGCACAUGCAUUAAACCCCCUUUCACUUUUCACAUUCCAUUUGUAUGAUGCGUUCUCAGAUAUUUUGUUUCCAUGUUGACAAGGAUCUCAAUUUUGAAUCAAGCUGAUUGUUUUUGCUUUAAACCAUUGUUGAAGAUAUUUAAUAUAGCUCUACCACUUGCAUAACAUUUGAGCAUCAACCAAACAAUCAAUCAAUCAAUAUUUUUACCAAUAGAUUUACAUUUUGGCACUCAGUCACUCACAAAGUCACCCAUUAUUUCAAUCAAUCUACCAAUCAAAAAUCAAUAAAUCAAUCAAUCAAUAUUUUAACCAAUAGAUUUACAUUUUCGCACUCAGUCACUCACAUAGUCACCCAUCCAUUCAAUCAAUCUACCGAUCGAUCAAGCAAUCAAUCCAUCAAUCAAUCAGUCAAUCAAUAAAUCAAUCAAUCAAUUCAUCCAUCCAUCCAUCAAUUUAUCGAUCAAUCAAUCACAAAUCAAUCAACCUUUUUUCCAUCGGUAAGGCUACAUCAUCACAUCCUCAUAUAUAUAUUUUCUUCAGUCAUCUAUUUCGCCACAAAUGUGCUCAUUAGGCGAUAGUAGAUGUAAUUGCCAGAUAAAUGUUAUGUAUCACCGAGUUAUGUGUUCAACUUGAUAUGCAGCAUUAGCAAUGAGAUUUUGUAAUUAUUUUUAUGUCAUUUGCCAGCCACUGUGUUCAAAAUAGUUCGAUUUAAUUUGAGUUUACAUUGUUAUUAAAACUGUUAUUACCAUAAUGGACAAAUAUAUGUAAAUGUUAUAUGGAAAUCAUAUUUCAUGUCCGGGUCAUAUUUUUCUUUCCCACCAACCACAAUUUCAAGAAGAAUGUUUUAUUCUAUUUUGUAACGAUGUUAAGUUGGGAAUGAUGUUAUUUGAUUGUUUUUGAGAAUUUAUGGGCGGAAUAUGCAAGGUAUUUAGAGUCCUUAGUGCUUCCAUUAACUGUUAUAUUGUACAUAUCACAAUUUUAUGCAAUUUACAAAUUUAUUAACGUUUGUACCCGACUUACAUUAUUUUGUGAAUAGUUUAAUUGAUAUUUUUAUGCCUUAAUAUUAUGUCUCAACAAAAUGAGAAUAAAUAUGUUGAAACACUUA
Molecule: messenger RNA, 3232 nt
Organism: Dreissena polymorpha
Lineage: Eukaryota; Metazoa; Mollusca; Bivalvia; Myida; Dreissenidae
Product: protein dimmed-like
Exons: 2
Coding region: 109-1167 (352 amino acids)
Biological process (GO): developmental process; regulation of transcription by RNA polymerase II
Molecular function (GO): DNA-binding transcription factor activity, RNA polymerase II-specific; RNA polymerase II transcription regulatory region sequence-specific DNA binding; protein dimerization activity
Source: RefSeq, a predicted model, not a curated record